Rubroshorea leprosula is the source of this 3906-nucleotide messenger RNA. The record is from the annotation of a GenBank genome assembly. Lineage: Eukaryota; Viridiplantae; Streptophyta; Magnoliopsida; Malvales; Dipterocarpaceae.
GUCUCGAGGUUUAUAGAGAGAGAAAAUAAAACUCGAAACCAAGUGAAAAGAAAAAAAAAAAAAAAAGGAAAAUCAAAAAAGGGUAAGUUCUCCCUCCGUAAAAUUUUCCCGGAAAAUCUCUCUGAUUGUUUGUUGUCGCUUCGGUUGGGGGACUGCACGAUCUGAACUAGGGUUUUCAAGUCUCGAAUAGUUAUUGAAUUUUGAAUUCGUGGAAGUGGAUUCGAAAUGGUGAUUAGAGAUGCGAAUUCGCUUCGAUUCUAGCUCCGAUCUUGAAACUAGGGCUCAAAUUGUUACGGGAAGGCAAUGGAUGUGGAUUCAACAAUGGUGUCAGAGAACGAUCACGAUCAGAACCUUGGUGGUGCGACGCAAUCUCCUGCGCUGAUGGAGAGGGAGCAGCAGCUAGACAACCAGCAGUCGUCUGCAGGGACUGGUGGAUCUUCCGGUGCCGUAUCGCAUCCUCCUGCUCAGCAGCAGCCUGCGGCCGUGCAGGUGCAACAGCAGACACAGGUGGUAGGGCCGAGGUGUGCUCCUACAUAUUCUGUCGUUAAUGCUAUAACAGAGAAGAAAGAGGACGGUCCGGGGCCGAGGUGUGGGCAUACGCUCACGGCUGUGGCGGCUGUUGGGGAGGAAGGCACACCAGGAUUCAUUGGACCACGGUUGAUUCUGUUUGGCGGUGCCACUGCACUUGAGGGCAAUUCUGCUGCUUCAGGAACUCCUUCGUCAGCUGGAAGUGCUGGAAUUAGACUAGCAGGUGCUACCGCUGAUGUUCAUUGUUAUGAUGUAUUAACCAAUAAAUGGUCUAGGAUCACACCCUUUGGAGAUCCACCCACACCAAGGGCUGCACAUGUAGCAACUGCUGUGGGAACUAUGGUAGUUAUUCAGGGUGGAAUUGGACCAGCUGGUCUGUCUGCUGAGGAUCUUCAUGUUCUCGACCUCACCCAGCAACGUCCUCGGUGGCAUAGGGUGGUUGUUCAAGGUCCUGGACCAGGGCCACGCUAUGGACAUGUGAUGGCGUUGGUUGGGCAGAGGUAUCUCAUGGCAAUUGGUGGGAAUGAUGGAAAGCGGCCUUUGGCUGAUGUAUGGGCCCUGGACACAGCUGCCAAGCCAUAUGAAUGGCGUAAAUUGGAACCAGAAGGCGAAGGUCCACCCCCUUGCAUGUAUGCCACUGCAAGUGCACGUUCUGAUGGUCUUCUUCUGCUUUGUGGAGGGAGGGAUGCAAAUAGUGUGCCAUUGGCAAGUGCAUAUGGACUUGCAAAACACAGGGAUGGUCGUUGGGAGUGGGCUAUUGCUCCGGGUGUCUCCCCGUCACCAAGAUAUCAACAUGCAGCAGUCUUUGUCAAUGCACGCCUUCACGUAUCUGGCGGGGCACUGGGGGGUGGACGCAUGGUGGAAGACUCAUCGAGUGUUGCAGUGUUGGAUACUGCAGCUGGAGUUUGGUGUGAUACAAAAUCUGUUGUUACUAGUCCAAGGACAGGAAGAUAUAGUGCUGAUGCUGCUGGUGGAGAUGCUUCAGUUGAGUUGACGAGGCGUUGCAGGCAUGCAGCUGCCGCUGUUGGUGACUUAAUAUUUAUUUAUGGUGGUUUACGUGGUGGAGUGUUGCUCGAUGACCUCCUUGUUGCUGAAGAUCUAGCUGCUGCUGAGACAACGUCUGCAGCUUCUCAUGCUGCUGCUGCAGCUGCUGCAUCUAAUUUACAGGCAGGGCGAAUACCUGGAAGGUAUGGAUUUGUUGAUGACAGAACGAGGCAACCCCUAUAUGAAGCAGUUUCAGAUGGUGCAGUUGUGUUGGGUAAUCCAGUUGCACCCCCUGUUAAUGGGGACAUGUAUACAGAUAUAAGCACCGAAAAUGCUAUGCUCCAAGGAACCCGGCGAACGGCCAAAGGUGUUGAGUCUUUGGUUGAGGCAUCAGCUGCAGAGGCUGAAGCUAUUAGUGCCACAUUGGCUGCUCUCAAGGCACGGCAAGUUAAUGGCGAACUGGAACUGCCAGAUAGGGAUGGUGGAGCAGAGGCUACGCCUAGUGGGAAACAAAUGUCUACCUUGAUUAAGCUGCCUGAUUCUGCUGGAUCAAAUAAUGUUGCUACAGCUGGAGUUAGGCUGCAUCACAGAGCUGUUGUAGUAGCUGCAGAGACUGGUGGGGCUCUAGGUGGCAUGGUCAGACAACUUUCAAUUGAUCAGUUUGAAAAUGAAGGCAGACGGGUUAGCUAUGGGACACCUGAGAGUGCAACCGCAGCAAGGAAACUAUUAGAUCGGCAGAUGUCCAUCAAUAGUGUGCCAAAAAGUGUAAUUGCACAUCUUUUGAAGCCUCGUGGUUGGAAGCCUCCAGUUCGCCGGCAGUUUUUCUUAGAUUGCAAUGAAAUAGCAGAUCUUUGUGACAAUGCUGAGCGAAUAUUUUCAAGUGAACCAACUGUUUUACAGCUUAAAGCUCCUAUUAAAAUAUUUGGUGAUCUACAUGGACAAUUUGGGGAUCUCAUGCGCCUUUUUGACGAGUAUGGUGCACCUUCAACAGCUGGGGACAUAGCAUAUAUUGAUUAUCUCUUCCUAGGAGAUUAUGUGGACCGGGGCCAACACAGCUUGGAGACCAUUACUCUCCUGCUUGCUUUGAAGGUUGAAUAUCCUCAUAAUGUACAUUUAAUCCGCGGAAACCAUGAAGCCGCUGAUAUAAAUGCACUUUUUGGCUUCCGAAUUGAGUGUAUAGAACGCAUGGGUGAGAGAGAUGGAAUAUGGGCAUGGCAUCGGAUAAACCGUCUGUUUAAUUGGCUUCCUCUGGCUGCUCUAAUUGAAAAGAAGAUCAUUUGUAUGCAUGGUGGUAUUGGUCGGUCAAUAAAUCAUGUGGAACAGAUUGAGAAUAUACAGCGGCCUAUUACAAUGGAAGCAGGAUCAAUUGUACUUAUGGAUUUAUUAUGGUCUGAUCCAACAGAAAACGAUAGUGUAGAAGGGUUGCGGCCAAAUGCUAGAGGACCAGGGUUGGUUACAUUUGGGCCUGAUCGUGUUAUGGAAUUCUGCAAUAACAAUGAUCUUCAAUUGAUUGUCCGUGCCCAUGAAUGUGUGAUGGAUGGCUUUGAGCGUUUUGCACAGGGACAUCUUAUCACACUUUUCUCAGCUACCAAUUAUUGUGGCACAGCGAAUAAUGCUGGUGCAAUCUUAGUUUUGGGUAGAGAUCUUGUGGUGGUGCCUAAACUCAUUCAUCCUCUUCCUCCAGCAAUUUCAUCACCAGAAGCAUCCCCAGAACAUCACACAGAGGAUACAUGGAUGCAGGAACUGAAUGCAAAUAGGCCUCCUACGCCUACUAGAGGCCGUCCUCAAGUAACAAAUGACAAGGGCUCUCUUGCUUGGAUUUGAUAGAUUCUGCUAAUUCCUACAUAAUCAUUCUAGGCACAUGCUACCACCGGGGAUUUCUGGUGCUGUAUAGAGCAGGAUGCCUUACACUGGAAUUUCCGAACUUGUUCUUUCUUGUUCUUAAGGCUUUUUGACAUUUUGCUUGUCGCCAGUUUUGUUUUACCACACGGUAAGCCUUGAGAUGAUGAAGAUACAAGUUCGAGAUCAGGAUGCAGGAGGCGGAUAGGCUUACUUUGAUCAUGUGCUAGAAGUUGCAUUUUGGGAUGUGGACCCUUUGUAAAUGAAGCCAUGGGCAGGUAGGAGCGUAGUUUGUGGUGGUUUCUUCCAAUGGGGUUGGUAGGGAUGGGUAUUCUUCUCAUUAGUUGUUUCAUAAUUUUUCAUAUUUCUCGUCUUAGGUCUACUAUUUUUUCACUUUCAAGAGGACGGGAGGUCCCUUACAUGUAAUGGUGAGAUAUAUGAUGUCAAAAUCUUUCUGGGCGUCCUUGUAUCAUAGAGGUGUUGAUUUGUGUAAUUCUCAAGUCUGCAUAUUUGUACAAUGUAAUGUUUGUGUGAAGAUAAAAACAACUUUUUUUC